ACGAACUGUUAUGACCACAAAUCGUAUCGCCUAGCUCAAAGCUCGGGGCUUGGAGCUGCAUUGCAUCGCAUGUCACCACUUGCCGCGCCGCUUGCGCUUGCACCGUACCAGUUGCUCGUGAGAAAGAGACCUGAACGUGAGCAAGUGUACGAAGGAAACAUGGCGGCGCAUCGAAACGUGCCAGAGUGAUGCAGUUGAAGCUUAACGUUCGCAACGAGUGACCAAAGAGAACCUGGCCUCGCACGCUAAAAACCAUCAUCUGGCCAAAUGACAUGGGAAUUUGUAAUCGAAGACAUUUCCUUCUGACAAUAUGCACCCUCCAGCUCAUCACUACAGUAGAACGCCAGAUCUUCGACUUCCUGGGCUUCAUGUGGGCCCCGAUACUGGUCAAUUUCUUCAACAUUAUAUUUGUAAUCCUAGGAUUCUUUGGGGCCUUUCAAUACAGACCUAAAUAUAUUAUAUCAUAUUGUAUAUGGAAUGUACUGUGGUUGGGAUGGAAUAUAUUCUUGAUAUGCUUUUACCUCAACAUUGGUAUACUGGACAAGGAUGGUGAUAUUUUAAAUCUUGGGACUGGUAGCUUUUCUUGGUGGUACGUGAAUGGACCAGGGUGCAAACCAAUUUACAACAAUACUGAACCAGAAUUAUUCAGACCUGCCCGGCCUGCGAACGUGGUGAACUGUAUGCUAGAUUAUGAAGUAGUUGAAAUUUUACAUGCAUCCACUCAGUGCAUCUUAGGUUGCAUCGCGAUAGUGGGUGGUAUUUGCGUAGCUAAAAUUUUCUUGGAGGAAGAUGAUAGCUUUGACUUUAUGGGAGGUGAUGACUUUGGGCUGGCAGGUCACACGCCGUUGCAUCCUAUGUACGUUAGCUACUCGGCACUUCCAUCACCUGCCCACCCUAAACAAAAUUCCGCUCUAAAUUACCCGACAGGCACAGCUAGCUCUUGUCAAUCUCAGAAUACCGAUUACCCAAAAUAUGACGAUAAAAUAUUUAACAGCUCUAGACGAAGCAAAUCUAAAUCUGGUAAAAACGACGUGAUUAGAACCGAACAGAGUAACUUGCCCAGUCGCGAAUUAAAGUACGUAGUUGAUUACGCGAACGAUUAUUCGAAUCCGUUGGAUCAUUUACAAAGACCUAUAUCCCCGUGUGACGAGUACGAUUCGUUAGACAGUGCCGCGAGAUUGAAGUUUCAAAAGUACAAAGCGUAUAAUCUACACACGUCCAUGCACAGUCCCGUUGCAUCGCCGCGUAAGUCUCGUCCCGCCGAUGUUAAACAAACUAAAGCCGCCAACAAGCCUAGAAUCUUCACCGAUUACGUUCGCGAACAACCGAUGAGAUCGUCUUACUCUGAUCCGAGAUUGGCAGUCGAAAAUCAACAGAACACGAAUGAUCAAGAGAAUCAAAACAGGUCGAAACGAGAUAGUAGACCUUUGUCGCUACACGCCACCCAAGCUAAGCGAAAGAAAAAGCAACCACGGCCUUUAUACAGUAUCGAAUACUCGCAACCAGAACCCGCGGUUCAAGAUGAAAGCGUGUCUCCAAAGCCAAUGACGCCACGCAGAGUGAAAAGAAGAUCAGUGAUUUCUCGCGACGGGACAAGAAGGUCGAGUAGAAGAAGUUCCGUGAGACAGUCACGCAGAAAGAAUCCUGUGAACAGGAUCAUGGACCACCAAGAGAGCCUCUACGCUAAUACAACUCCCAGCAAUUUGACCAACCAAAACGUGAACUCGUUGUCUCAAGGUACGCUCAAUUACGAUAGGAUUUCUAUGAGCUGGGACAGAGACAGGAACUCUAAUUGGCAACCGGAAGCCGUGAACAUGGCCGUGUCUUCUCCCGCGUUAUGGAACCAAGAUUCUUCAAAUAAUUAUUCCAACACUACUAAUGUAACAAGCCAGGAUUAUCCUAAUUGGGAUGCGAAUAGUUCUACCAGAAAUUUGACCGACAAUUGGCAGCCGAGCGAAUUGAGUCCGAUGCAGUGGCAGGGCCAAUGUAAUCCCACCUUUCAGCAAACAAGUACACAGAGCUUGAACGGAGAAGAUUUGGACGAGAUUUAUAACAAUCGUCCGGCAAGUGCUAGGUCCAGUUACAGUAACUAUCACGGCGUGAGAGCUACGCCUCAGGUUCCUAAUAGAACUGAUAUUGUUAGGCAGAGCCAGAGACAAUUCGUUCUCAGUGGACCUCCUGCUUACCAAGAUACAGUGAUUUGAGAGAGGCCUAAGAAAUAUUUCGAAUCCUCCGUUUACUGGACGUUUAACUGUUUAACGAAUACGUGCUAAUAUUGUUUAAUCCUUCGAAUUGUGAUAAAUUUAUAGAAAUGGUUAAGUAUUUGGGGCACUUGGAAUUAUAUUUUUAGGUAAAUUUAUAUCGAAAGAAAGCCAACAACUAGUUACUUAAUCUUUCAUUCGAAUCUCAUUCGUUUUAGUUUUAAACGUCCAACCGAAACGUCGGCUUAUUUUUCAAUAACGGAUAAUACAUACUCUUACAUUGUUAUUGUUAAGACACAGAAGGUACUCGAUACUUGUCUGUACUUGUUGUUGUCUCUUUCAAGCUUUACUUUAUAAUGUUAGAUGCAGCUCUUUUUGCAUCGUGUUAUACUUCACGAAGUAUGUCUGUAAAAUCUACUAAUUUUCAGAGGUAUUCUCGUGAUAUUCACCGAUCUCGUAACGACGAUCUACUUUCCUAUGCUCCGCCUUCUUAUCUCAGGACAUUUUUAAUAAACGCGUAUUACGAUCAAUUGGUAUCGAUAAGAUUUUAUCCCUCUUACAAUAUGAAACGAUAAAAAGUUAUAUCUGUUGUAUGAUAAAACGGAAUGAUUAUGCAACUACGGUUGUAUAGAUUGUUUAAAAAAUCUAUUCUACUAUUUUAUGGGAGAGUAGAAGCGUUGUAAACUAAUCGCACAUGAUUUACACAACAGUUUAUGGUACCUAAAUGUUCUUCAUCGAAAGAAUCAUAUGUAUAUUAUUUACGAUUAUACAAUCAUUUUUAAUUAUUAAUUAUUUGCCGUCUUGAAAAUAUUUGGCAAAAUGAUUCACGUUCUGUGUUCUAUUUUCGAGAAACUAGAUUUCAUUAACAUUCACACUCUAAUAUUCUAUAGAUAAAAAUACCGUUAUUUUGAGAUUGUAACAACAAUUGAACAAUCAAAGAGAAAAAGAUAAUUUGAUCAAAAUAAGAGUUUGAAUUGCACUGUGUAUCCGAAGUGCAAUAAGAGAUAUUUUGUAUGCGGACAAUCAAAAUAGUUUAUAAUGAUGAUGAUGAUGAUGAUGAUGAUGAUGAUGAUGAUGAUGGGACGUGUGAAAUGGAAACCAAAGUAUUAUACAUCGAUAUAAGUUUAUUGAUAAUAUUAUUGUAAUAUUCUGUAUAAUGUAAAACUGC
Molecule: messenger RNA, 3369 nt
Organism: Ceratina calcarata
Lineage: Eukaryota; Metazoa; Arthropoda; Insecta; Hymenoptera; Apidae
Gene: NKAIN
Product: sodium/potassium-transporting ATPase subunit beta-1-interacting protein
Exons: 7
Coding region: 273-2204 (643 amino acids)
Biological process (GO): regulation of sodium ion transport
Source: RefSeq, a predicted model, not a curated record